AUGCAGUCCGAAUCACCGAGUUCUGAAUACGCUGAAAGCUACGGAAGCCAACUGUCCCUUCUGAUGGACGGCUCGCCCGAACGAGACCCUGAUCAUCCUCGCUUCAUUCAAACCGUUGAAAGACACCCUGAGGUUUCCCUGAGCGAUCCCACGCCGGUUCUUCCGGCAGCGAGUCCCUUCCGCACCCCGGAUCCGCCACGCACCCCGCAUCUUCCGCCUUUUCCGGGAAGAAUCGCCCGUUUCGCCGUGGCGGGUUCCCCGGGUCAGCUUCCCCGCGCGUAUUCCGGCAACACGAUCCCCGGCGCGGCGUCCAGCAGCAGCAGCAGCGGCGCCACCGGCAGCAGCGCGCAGAGCCGCCAGUCUGGGCUCCGUCUGACGCGGAGGCUGGAUCUGGCGGUCGCGGAGAGCGGAGUUGCUGGCGGAGAAGGCAGCGGGCUCCGCGGAAAUAGUAGUACUACAAUAGGUAGCGCCGGUGGCGGCGUCCGCGAGCAGCGCGGGCGCAAGCAGCGGCGGAUUCUACCGAGCGAAGACGAGGUAAAAGCCGCUGCUGCUGGCCACUUGGGCGGCCACGUGGCUGGCCAUUUUGGUGGCCACGUGGCAGGCCAAUCAGCUGGCCACGUGGCAGGUCACGCUGCUGCUUUUCCAAGGUUCUUUGGCGGCAGCAGCUUCGGCGCAGCAGGAGAAGGAGGUUCAGGCGGAGAAGGAUUUCCAGGAGGAUCAACCAAUCAUGCUGCUGAUCUAGACGUUCUUAGACACGGGAGUGACUUGCACUCUCAAUUAGCCCAUCUGCUCCAGCAAAACUCCGCUGCUGCCAUAGCUGCCGCUGCUGCCAACCCAAGUGCUGCUGCUGCUGCUGCUGCUACCACCGCCCUAGAAGGAAACGCCACCACGUUGCACGCAUUGGGAUUAGGAGGGAGUGCGGGCUUUAGGCAAGGAGGGGAGGGCGGGCAGAUAGGGGCGCGGCAGAUAGAGGGCGGGCGGAUAGAGGGCGGGGUGUCAGUGGGGGAGAUGGAACGAGGGUUGCUCUGGGAUAUGGGUGGAGGGAUGGACAGACGCAUGGGAGGGAUGGGAGGAGGGAUGGGAGGAUUGGGGAGAGGGAUGGGGGGAGGAUUGGGGAGAGUGAUGAGUGGGGGAAUAAUGGGGGAAUCAAAUGAGGGAAUGAAUAGGUUAGAAGGGAUGAGAGGCGGUUGGAUGGCAGGGCAGGGCACAGCACCACUGCCGUCAGUCAAUCCCACCGACUCCUUGAGUGCGUCCCUCUCUCUGAACGCCGCUACAGCCGCGGAUUUCCACCGUGCCGCCCCGGGAUUCUGCAUGGCCGGCCCGCUACAGCCGCUGGCAGGAGGCUCGCUGGGCGACAGUGGCAGUGGUGGCGGCCGUGGCGGGUUGCUGUAUGAAUGCAGAUUCUGCGGGAAGGGAUUUGCGCAGUCCCAGGCGCUUGGAGGGCAUAUGAACACUCACCGCCGAGGUUGGUUGGGGGUGGGGGAAAUAGGGGAGGAGAAAAGGGGGGUGGGGGGGGGAGGAGAGGGCGCGGAGGGAAAGGGGAGGGGAGGAGGGGGAAGAGGGGAAGGGGAAGUCAAAGCGAGAAGCGGAGCAGAUGCUUCAGAGUCAGGGAAUCUUACCGCAGAGAGGUGCAAGGUGAGCAAGAAAACCUCUGCCGUUGCUGGUGCUCUUCUGGUGCACUUCUGGUGCACUUCUGGUGCACUUCUGGUGCACUUCUGGUGCUCUUCUGGUGCACUUCUGGUGCACUUCUGGUGCACUUCUGGUGCACUUCUGGUGCUCUUCUGGCGCUCUUCUGGCGCUCUUCUGGCGCUCUCCCAGGGAACUUCUAUGCUGCAACCAGGAGCAAUGGCGCAUGCAGGGUCGAUUAUAGCCUCCCUUUUAGCUCACCUGUCGUUUCCUAACUUCUUCCCCAACUUCCCUCCCUGCAGUGCUCGCCUGGGAGCAGGAGAGGCACAGCUGCUUCUGGCGCUCUCCCAGGGAACUCCCGUGCUGCAGCCAGGAGCAAUGGUCCAAGCUCAAGCAGCGGCCACUGUUGAACCCAACCCAGCAGCAGCAGCUGGUGCAAUGCAGACAGCAAUGCACGGUCAAGAACGUUCCUCACUUCUUCAAAACCCCUCGCUUCAAGCCCCUUCUCCUCAAGAUCCCUCCAUUGCCGCACUUCUCGCCCAUGCCCAGAACCAGGCAGCAGUCGGUAUAAUGCAGACAGCAACACAGGUUCAAGGUCCAUCCCAUCAAGCCCCCUCCUUCCAAGCCCCCUCCCUUCAUUGUCGCCCUCUUCAAGGUCCCUCAUUCGCAGCUCUUCUCGCACAGGCGAAGAACUUGACAGGAGUGAAGAGAGCUUGUGGGGUGAAGGGGAAGGAGAGACUGCAGGUGGGUGGAUAA
Messenger RNA from Closterium sp. NIES-65, 2382 nucleotides. The record is from the annotation of a GenBank genome assembly. NCBI's taxonomy places the organism in Eukaryota, Viridiplantae, Streptophyta, Zygnematophyceae, Desmidiales, Closteriaceae.